Sesamum indicum (sesame) is the source of this 1428-nucleotide messenger RNA. NCBI's taxonomy places the organism in Eukaryota, Viridiplantae, Streptophyta, Magnoliopsida, Lamiales, Pedaliaceae. The record is from RefSeq and is a predicted model, not a curated record.
CACCGCCGAAGAAAGGAGAAGGGAAAACAAAAAUAAAACGGUGGGUCUAACUCUAACAUAAGAAACGACCCACGUUAGAACAGCGCGGCACGGGUAAGGUGCCAGCAGCCGUCCGGACUCCGAAUCUAUCAUCUCAAUCAACCAACAGAACAGCAAGGUUUCAGAGUGCCGGAAUCACACCUCUCUGAUCCCAUCUUCUGAUUCUCAAUAUGAGCGGGGAAGGCGGAGGGAAGACCAGAAGCCUCUUGCAGGCGGACGGCGAGCAUUCGUCGCUUCCACCACCCAAUUAUUAUUACGGUACUUUUCAAGGGGUGGCCAAUUAUCAACCUCAGCCUGCGCCGCCGUCCCACUCCGUGAUGGGUUUCCCUCAACCUGUGCCUCCUCCUGGAUUUUCCGGCUCUCAACCGCAGUACUACCCUCACGGAUACCAAACUGUUCCCGGUUAUAUUGUUGCUGAAGGACGACCUAUUAGCCAGCAUCGGCUCCCUUGUUGUGGCCUGGGGAUUGGGUGGUCUUUGUUUAUAAUUGGUUUCUUUAUGGGUUCAAUCCCCUGGUACAUUGGAGCUUUUUUGCUGUUAUGUGUUCGAUUAGAUUACAGAGAGAAGCCUGGACUCAUUGCAUGUGCUUUAGCUUUCCAUCAGUACCAGGUGGUGGGCAGAGCUCUGCCGACGGAGACUGAUGAGCACCCGAAGAUCUACCGGAUGAAGCUUUGGGCCACCAAUGAAGUCCGCGCAAAGUCCAAAUUCUGGUACUUUUUGAGGAAGCUUAAGAAGGUGAAAAAGAGCAAUGGCCAGAUUCUUGCUAUCAAUGAGAUUUUUGAAAAGAACCCAACCACCAUCAAGAACUAUGGUAUCUGGUUGAGAUACCAAAGCAGAACAGGUUACCACAACAUGUACAAAGAGUACCGAGAUACCACUUUGAAUGGUUCUGUUGAGCAGAUGUACACUGAGAUGGCUUCUCGUCAUAGAGUCCGAUAUCACUGCAUCCAAAUUAUUAAGACAGCCACCAUCCCUGCUAAGCUUUGCAAGAGGGAGAGUACCAAGCAAUUUCAUGACUCCAAGAUCAAGUUCCCCUUGGUGUUCAGAAAGGUGAGGCCACCAACAAGAAAGCUCAAGACAACAUACAAAGCAACAAGGCCCAACUUGUUUAUGUAAACUGUUUGGUCGUUUAUGAGGAGAGAGGAGAUAGCUGCUGGUUUCGAAUUUUGCAAGUACUUUUAGAGAAGAUUCCAAGCAAAAAAUAUCUUUCGUAGUUUUGCUGAACUCAUACGAUGUUCGGUUUUGUUUACCUAGGGAUAAAUUAGACUUUUGAAUUUUAGAAGAUCAUUUUAAGGUAUGCUGGAUUGUAACGUGUGUGUUUGUUUGAGACGAUUAUUGAGAUCUCCUUUUUCACAGUCCUUUACAAAAUUUGUUUCUUGAUUUAAUGUUA